AUGUUCGCCGUUUUUAAAAAAUCGGCUAAAAUCGAGUCAUUUAACACCACUACUCCCCCACGCGCGCACGAUUCUCAGUCUAGACCAGACUUGUAUAUUAAUAUCAUCGGGGGUAACGUGGAUCAGGAAGGGAUAAGACCGCAGAUCACGCGGGAGAUAAUCGAGCAAUGCAAACUGUGCGUUCAGCAUCUCCCGCCGAAUCAAAUCGUACUUUCCAAGGACAAGGGCUUCACCUUCGACCACGUGUUCGAACCCCACAAGACCCAGAAGGAAGUCUUCGACGCGGCCGUCAAGGACGUGGUCGAUAAAUGUUUCGAAGGUUAUAACGCGACGGUCCUCGCUUACGGCCAGACUGGUUCGGGUAAGACCUACACCAUGGGCACGUUUUACAACUCGAGCGAACCCAGCGAAAACGGUAUAAUAUCUCGGUCCUUGGAACUCUUAUUCGCUCGGUUAAGGACGACACGAGGAGACGAUACCCGCAAAUACUCUCAGCCGAAGGAAACGGAAGCCCACGCUAACGACCAUUUCGAAAUGUCCGUUCAAUUUUUGGAGCUUUACAACGAUGAAAUAGUGGAUCUAUUGAACACGAUCAAACCUAAUGGCUUGAAUACGUCUUCUACUAGUCAGUCGAGUAAAAAGGGGAUGAAUCAAAGUUUCAACACGAGCGUAUCUAGCGGUAGCGGACUCAAGGUGCAGGAAGAUGUUUCUGGGAACGUCUACGUUUCCGGGUUAACUACCAAAAUCGUGAAUCACGAAGAUCAAGUCCUGACAUACUUGAAGAAAGGCAUUCUAUGCAGAACGACCGGUUGCACCGUCAUGAAUUCACUCUCCUCCAGAUCGCACGCUAUAUUCACCAUCAACGCCAAAUUCAAGCGGGGCUCUCUCGCUUACCAUCCUUCCUCUCCAACCACUCGUACCGCCUCACCUACCCCGCCUAAAUUGAUAAAUGGGGACGUUCAGCUGACCGAGGAAAUGCAAAUCGCCAGUGAAAGUUUAACCGAGAACGGGAACGGUAUUCUCGACCCCGAAACGAACGAAUGGCUGAGUUUCAAAUUACAUUUCGUAGAUUUAGCCGGCUCUGAGAGGCUUAAGAGGACCGGGGCCACUGGUCGCAGGGCUAAAGAGAGCAUUCACAUCAACUGCGGACUGUUAGCUUUGGGUAACGUUAUUUCGGCACUCGGUGACAGAUCUAAGAAAGCGACUCAUGUACCGUACAGGGACUCGAAACUCACGAGAUUGUUGCAGGAUUCUUUGGGUGGCAAUAGCCAAACCGUGAUGAUAGCCUGCGUUUCGCCUUCCGACGUCGACUUCGUGGAAACUCUGAAUACGCUAAACUACGCCAAUCGGGCCAAAAAUAUAAAGAAUAAACUAUUCGUCAACCAAUUCUCGGCCUCGAACGGUAGGGAUCUCAUGAGCCAGGUCAUCAUAGCCAAUCUCAAGGCCGAGCUAUGCCGGUUGCAAUGCCAAUUGACGGAAUUGAAGAAGAGCAACACCGCUAACAUACUCACCGAUGCUCAUUCAGCCAAAUCGUCUUCCGAAGAACCUUCCAGACUAGAUCGAGAUUUCGGCCACGUCCAAAAUGGCCAUUACGAAAAUGACGCUGAUGCAUGUAACGUUGACGACUUGAUCGAUAAAUUGCAUUCGGCUAGGGCCGCUUUGGAAUACAUGAUUAACAGUAACUCUAAGCUGUAUUACCGGCUGAAGGCCAGGAAGUAUUGUACCGAUAUCAAAAAUGGAGUCAUAGACAAAGACAAAAGAUCCUGGUACCUCCUCAACAUCAUCAAGAAACGUAUCAGGGAAAGGGAAAUUUGUAGAUGCAAAAUCGUAGAAUUGUCCAACUUAUUCCUCCGCUUCAAACGAAGAUUAUGCAAAGAUACCGAUAAUCUAGAUACUACUGACUCGUCGAAAACCGGUGAAAAAUUAUCUCACGAUUCUCCAGCCAUAAAUCCUUCUAGUCCCAAAUUCAAUCUCGAGAUGAUUCACUUGGUUGAAUUGUCGCUGAGUCAAUUGAAAGGUCUCAGGAAAUGCCUCUCAAAAGAUGAUCUCAUGCCUUGCGAUGAAGACAACGACGAGGCGGCUAUAAACGCCGACGCCCUUUGCGAUUCGAUAGCGGAAGCCGAAUUUCGAGAUAAUAAUUUUCUUUCAAGAAAUCGAACCAUAUCGGCGGCCUCUUCGACAUCCGAAAUCAUUGCUAAAAAUAUGCUGGCCAUUUCCGACCCCGAUAUUCACCAUCGUUCCGAUUACGAGGAUGAGGAAGAUCAAAUUUCCAACCCCGCUUCUGACCUAGCCUCGGUUGACGACGCGGAAAGCGUCCAAUUGCUCAACGAAAUUCAAACCGGGAUCGAUGAAAAAAUUCACUUGAUUCGCGAGCUCAAACGGUCCCAAGUGCAGAUCAAGGAUUUGAAAAGGCAUUACGAACGCCAGCUGGUAAAGAUGGAGGACAAGAUAGAGCAGAUCAACAAGCAAAAACGGGAAACCCUCGUCAAUUUAGAAAACGACAAGAAGGAAGAAAACGGCGAAUUCUACCACGAAAGAAUCAAGAAUCUCAAUCGCGAAAUUCAAAAUUUGAAGGUCGUUAAAAAGGAUCACGCUAAUUUGGUCAAAAAUCUCAAGGAGAAUCAGCUGAAGUUAAAUAUAUUGGAAUCCGAAAUGCUUGAACUCAAACAAACAAAAAUAAAACUGCUCCGCAAAAUCAAAGAGGGUCACAAAACCCUCAAGGACCUCGAAGCCCAAAAGGAAAGGGAGAUUAAUCGUCUCAAGAAGGAAGGGGCUUGUAAAGACAAGACGAUCUCCAAUCUCAAGGCCGAAAAGGUCAAAAGGGAUGACAUGCUCAAGAUCAAGAUGGACGAGUUAAACGUCCUGCGCAAACUCAAACAAAAUAUCCAAGCUCAGCGCAGCAAUGCCGUCGACUCUAAGAGCCAAUCGAAUGGGCCAAUCGGAUCUCGGGGUCGGGAGACUCAUAGUAGCGAACGAGCUCUAGUAGCUCCCUCGAAAUCGAUCUAUAGGAACAAGGCUAGUGAUGCCACCUGGCGGGAACAGCUCAUGACACUCCUGGGUAGUGCUAUAUCCAGGAAGGAAUCGGAGGCCGAGAUGGAAUACUGGAUCAAGAAAAGGGAGGUUCUGGCUUCGAGCUUGGAACAACUCAAUCGUCAUAUUGACGAUAUGGAUCAUUCCGGCAUUAAUGAUACGGACACGGAAUAUGUCGGAGAAAGGAUGAAAGAUCUAAAACUGAAUUUAGAAUUCGUUCAGGAGAAUAUUGACGGGUGUCAGGAGUCCAUCAUGAGCUGCCAGGAAUUCGACAAUAAGAACAACCCUUCUCAGCUCCCUUCCGCUUCAUCCACGCUGGACUCGACGUUGUCCAAAUGUUUGGAGAACAGGCACAAGGCCAGGUACCUCGUCAAUUACCUCAUGGAGAUGCUGAUCGAAAAGAGCUGCGAAAACAAGAAAAACGCCAAGAUUUUGGGAGAACUCAAGGCGCUAAGGGCCCGCGACGAGUCCGAAUUUCGUAUCCAAAAAGAGCUGCUUCUUUACAUGCUCAGGGGCUUUGGCAACGAAUCUUCCCGGGGCAGUAACGGGAAUAUUGAGGAGGGAAGGCUCGGAAAUAGGGAUGACGCCUUCGGAUCGAGUUGUUUGGACGCGGAGUUUGGGAAAAGUGUAGGCGCCAUCUCCGAAGACGUGAACGGGUUGCUCGUCCCGGACAUUUGCCCCGCUUUGUUCAUGGGUGGCGCGACUUACGACAACAUACCCGCGUUAAUGGACGACGAAUUCCCCGAUGAAUUUCUAUUUUACAAACAAGGUGAUAAAAGCUGCGAUAAAUACUCGAGUAACGUGUCUACCUCGUUUUAUUCCGCCAUCAAUUCUUCUACGGAGAACGCCUCUUCCGCCAUCGAAGAUUCCAGAAAGGCAAGAAGAAAAAUUCGUACCUCGAAGGACCUUCUAUACUCUGCCCAAGCGGAACCGGCUACCAAUGGUUAUAACGACUCUAAUAAUGGCGGUCACGACGAUGGUCAAAACUACGAGCUAAAACCUCCUAUCCAUCAACAGAACGGUGGCCUCCCGAUGACGAAGAAACAACCAAAAAUUAGAUUCAAGGACAUCCUGAGCCUAAACCAUGGGGCGGAAAUGACACUACAACCCUCAAUCACGCGCACCGCUAACGGAACUGCCUCACACAACGAAAACGGAUAUGGAAAUAGUCAUUUUCACCAAAAUGGCCUCGAAAAUUCGAUCGCCGUGAAUACGGACGGGAACGAGAAUGACAAAAAUUUCAGCGAAUCUGAUAGGUCCAUCGAUUUGAUAACCAAGACCAGAACGACCGAGUAUCAUAAAGCUUUUCCGGAAAUAACAGAUAAAGGUCAGGGCAAUGACUCUCAGAACAACACCUCCUCAAAAUCUAACUCCAAAUCGCGUUUCAAGGAAAAUAGCGGGGAUUUUCCGCUCGCGCUAUCUCACUGUAUACGAUUGGCUCACGAAAAGUCUGUUCUUUGCCUUGACGCGGCCGACGGAAUGCUGUUUUCUGGAUCCAAAGACCGAUCUGCAAAGGUGUGGGACAUCGCCACGGGCAAGUGCAAACAUUCGUUCGUUUCUCAUCCGAAUCACGUGACCAAAAUAGCCUAUUCCCCUUACACCAACUCUUUGCUCACCUGCUCCCUUUCUUUCGUCAAAAUUUGGGACCUCAGAGCCAAAAAUGAGUGUCUCUGCGUAUUAAAUUCAACCGGGAACAAGUUUUCAUUUUCCUCCGAAAACAUUGGCGGUCAAGAAAUUUUAUCCCGAUCGCCAGAACUCUCCAAUGUUACGGACAUUAAAUUGGGCGGAAGGAAUCAGUGCGUGUUGUACGCCGCCUCCGGCUGCUCCGUCAAAAUAUGGGACCUUAGGAAACUGGCCUGCGUUAAUAACGUGCCCGUCACAUCUCAAUCAAGUAAUGUCACGUGCUUGUCAACAAUCCCUAGAAAUAUAGCGGGGAAAAAUUGCGAUUUAUUACUCUGCGGAACCAAGGAUCAUUAUAUUAAACUAUACGAGGUCGAUAUAUACUCCUCCAUUUCUCAGGAAAAAUGCGUGAGAAUUCCUUGCGUCACGGUUUUCAACCCGCCUCACUACGACGGAGUUCAAUCCUUGGAAUUCGCCCACAACGAUUGCGACCUGGGCGGGAAGAACUCGGAGUUGACAUUUUUUAGCCUAUCCAGGGACAAUUGCUUGAAACAGUGGCGCAUAUCGAAAGACGGCACUUACAGUUUUUCCCAGUUACAGAAUCCGUACACAUCCGUAAACCCUAAAACCAAUGUGCUCAACUGCCUACGUUUUUGUCGAAGCCCGCUAUAUAACCCCUAUCUCCUGGCUGGUUGCAAAAGCGGCAAUCUGCAAGUCUGGAACCUGCUGAAUUUAUCCGAUUCGGAUCGAGAUGAUUGCCUAAAUUCUAACUUGUCGAACAGUUCCAUGUCUCAUCACAUGAAAUCCCAUACGGAUAGGAUAAACGACGUUCACUUCUACGGCGGGUGGGAUAAAGUGAAUGGGAAUACUGACGGGGAUGUCCAAGCGAAUGGGUUUAGCAAUUAUUGCCCCCUAGUUUUUACCGCUUCGAGCGAUCAAACCAUCAAAUUUUGGAGAUUCAAAGAAAACAAAUGAGCCUUUAUAUGUUAUAGAAAGCUGGGGCCGGGGAGAGAUGAUAACUAACAUAUGUUUAUCCAUUCAUUUACUCAGGGAUUUUUUUUGUUCCCUUCUUCAAAAAUAUGAAUCUCUUAUUGUUUCUAUCCUUUUUUUUCUAACAUUUUUUUUUGGAGGGAAGGAAGAAACUAAUUUUAUGCAACAAAAAUUUUUUUUUAAAAUGACUCGACGAUUGAAUGAUCUCUCAUAUCGCUGAUAUAUGUUCUUCUUACAUUGAACUAAAUUUGGUAAUAUGAACAUUUGCCUUAUUCAUCUACGUGGCUGACUUAUUCGAUGAGAUUUUUUUUGAUUGGGGGGAUAUUUGACACAUUUUAUAAUCUUUUAACCCGAAUGAAUAGCAAAUUAUGACUAAAAAAAUUAGGAAUCAAAUAUUUUUAAUCGUUGAUAUCCCCUAUAAUUAUAAAGUGAAAUUAGAAAAUUGGGAUAUAUUAAAAGUGCAGAUAAAAUUUAAUUUAUUUUCGAACUAAAACUAACAAUAUAGCUUUUAAUUAAAUCACAUAUAUAUUAUAGUGUAUUUUUUUUAAAAAACUUAAGUGUUCUAAAAAUGGCGUUAUGUGAUUAAAACAAAUAUAUAUAUAUAUAAACACGUUUUAUGUUUUAUUUUAUA
This is a messenger RNA of Gordionus sp. m RMFG-2023, 6271 nucleotides long. Its product is annotated as kinesin-like protein KIF21B. NCBI's taxonomy places the organism in Eukaryota, Metazoa, Nematomorpha, Gordioida, Chordodea, Parachordodidae. The transcript is spliced from 31 exons. Gene Ontology annotation, molecular function: microtubule binding; ATP binding; microtubule motor activity. Gene Ontology annotation, biological process: mitotic spindle organization; microtubule-based movement; spindle elongation. The coding region runs from base 1 to 5625 and encodes 1874 amino acids. The record is from RefSeq and is a predicted model, not a curated record. Gene Ontology annotation, cellular component: microtubule associated complex.